Messenger RNA from Gambusia affinis (western mosquitofish), 5361 nucleotides. RefSeq names its product transmembrane protein 47-like. Gene Ontology annotation, cellular component: cell-cell junction; membrane. Gene Ontology annotation, biological process: cell-cell adhesion. Lineage: Eukaryota; Metazoa; Chordata; Actinopteri; Cyprinodontiformes; Poeciliidae. The coding region runs from base 136 to 684 and encodes 182 amino acids. The record is from RefSeq and is a predicted model, not a curated record. The transcript is spliced from 3 exons.
GUCCGUCCAGCGCGCAUCGCAGGCGGCUGCCGCAUUCCGCCAGGUUCCCGCGACGCGCCUCGACUCCCUCUCUCCAUUCCCACGCAUGCACCCUCCGCUUCGGCCGUGAGCCUUACGCGCCUCUCCGACCCCGCCAUGUCCUCGGCCGUCACGGAGACGGAGGAGUCGGCGCACAGCUCCCCGCUGACCCCGCUGAAGCUGGUCGGGCUGGUGUGCGUGUUCUUGGCGCUCUGCUUGGACGUGGGAGCCGUGAUGAGUCCGGCGUGGGUGACCGCCGACGACCAGUACUACCUGUCUCUGUGGGAGUCCUGCUGGAAGCCGGGGAGCUUUGAGAAGUGGGAGUGCAACAGCACACUGGACAAAGACUGGCAGGUUGCCACACUGGCCUUGUUGCUAGGGGGCGGAGCCUUGGUGUUGAUGUCAUUCCUAGUCGCUUUGGUUGCCGUGUGCAUCGGCACAAGACGGCGGUUCUACGCUCUCGUUGCCUUCAUGCUCUUCGCCGCAGUUGUCCUCCAGGCCUGCAGCUUGGUCCUCUUCCCCAUCAAGUUCAUCGAGAGUAUCAACCUGAGGAUCUAUCAUGAAUUCAACUGGGGCUACGGGCUGGCUUGGGGAGGGACCAUCUUUUCCUUUGGUGGGGGAGUCCUCUACUGCCUCAACCCAAAGAGCUAUGAGGAUUACUACUAACUCCAAUAACAGCUGGGAACUUCACAGCUACAUUGUGGCAAAGAAGUAAAGAUGGGGGUGGAGGGGUUAUGUUUUUUUUAACACCUGAUUUCCCAGGAUGUGCUGGAAGUAAUGAACAUCAGAUUUGAGUGCCCCAAGCUUUGACCGUUGGAAUUAAAGCCGAUUGUCAAGAUGUUAUCUUUUUUUGCCUCUGUCAAAAUAAUUUUUGAUGCGGACUCAUCAUCUUGGCAGACUUCUGUUACAGCCUUCAGAAAACCUGUUGACCAUAGUCUCAACAACUCUCCCUCUGUUCUUGGUUCCACAAACCCAAGUUUGUGACUCUGUUAAUUAGAAAAUUGUUGCAUGUUCUUUGGCUGGGUCCCUUCGAAUUUCUUCACCUCGGUUUCCAGCUCCGUUGUCAAAACCUACGGCUUGGUUAGACGUGGAAGCCGUUUUGUUUUUCAGAGUCCUUUGGAGUCCCUAGGGAUCCGCAAGGGUGUGGAAGCGGAUCACAUCCUCAUAACUUUUCAACAGACAGACUCUUCCUGGAGGAAGGUGAGGGCAGGAAUAAUAAAAAAAAAAAAACGUAAGACACCCACUCAAUAUUCCGUUAUCGACCCACUUGUCUGUUACCACGGCAACCCACGGGGAGUGCACAUGCAGCUGUCAUGAUUGAUUACCCACGGUCGGGGAUUGUAAGACAGUACGGCCCUCCGAGGCCUCAAAGCAUCUUCGAUUGCCAAUUGAACGGAGUUUCUCCAGCCACCUGUCAUUUGGUGUACGGUUUCGCCCUCUGGUAAUUCUCUCUGUGAUAAAGGAGUGUUGUCAGCCCGUCAGUAGUCAGGUUUACAUGCACAACGGCCAUGAGAUAAAGGAGGAUUGUUCUGAAUGGAAUCUUGUAAUUAUGCACUCAUCUGAUUGAGAUUCCUCGGGGUGUUCAUGUCUUGUCUCGUUUCCUGGCUGCUUUUGGUGAAAUUGCUCGGCCUUCUUGGGGGUGAUAAAGGAUGGUGUGGUUCAGUCUGAUGUAAAAACAAUAUCUCACACAAAAAUCACAUAGGUACCUUUAAAUGAAUUCAAACGGGUGCAGAGAAAGGGUAAAUGUUCAAUCUUGACUCUUUAGAGAGGGCAGUUAAUUGGAGAUCAUUCAACUUUUCUUGUACUAAGUAAUAGUUUUAUCAUGGUUCCACAUAGUAUUCAAGAAUUUACUCAACAGUACUCCAUUUGUGCCUUUCUGCAAGUCAUCAACACAUUAGGCUGUAUUCAGUAUAUGUGAUCAAGCAAAGCAGUAGUGGCAAGACCUGCACUUCUACAUUUUUGCUAUAAUCCAUUUGAGCUUGUAAGUUGGGUGUUCUGUGUUCCCAGAAGAAAAAAAAAAUAUAUGCUUAACUCUGAAAUAGCUACGCUACGGGUGGAAGAUAUUGGCUUUAAUGGGAAACUUAAUUUUUGUCAGUAUCCUGUGCCUUGCAUUGCAGAAAGCCACUGCUACUUCUUAGCUAGCCUCUCAGUUUAAAACAAAAUGCUAGCAGAAUUUUCCAGAUCACCGUAUCUAAUAACUCCUUAUAACCUGGAUCUGCAGUAAACACAGUCACAUUCUACACGUCAGCUGUGAUAAUGCACAAUGCAAAUAUGUUGCUACAUACAACAUAUUUGAACAAAUGAACGAAAAGCUCUAUCCGUUGGUGUAUGUAACCAUGGCUACUGACAUAUAAGUCGCUCCCAGUCAUAAAUUCAAACUAUUUUCAUGGACCAAACUGUUCUUCUCUUGUCAACUGUAAAUGUCAGGAACCUAUGCAUCACUCAAUAUGUAGUUUCUGGUUGAAGACGUUCUGGGAUGUGCUGAGUUGCACAGAGGAAGAAAAUGUCACAAUUAAUUGAUCUAAGAAAUGGUAAAAAAGAAGUAAGUCUGGUAUUUUACUUCAACACUCUAUUGCAUUUCAGAAAAGAUUAGCUGACAAUUCUGUUUUCCCUGCCACAUAAUCAUGGCCUGACAUUUUUAUCCAGAUUGUGUCAUAUUUAGAUUUUUUUAAUAUGUUAUUCCUCUGCAAUAUUAAAAUUAGUUAAAUAUUAAAGUGUGACAAAAAAGCAAGCUUUAUAGAGGCAGAUAAUUUUUUAUGUAUUGCUGUUUAGUUUUUCAGAGGUGCCAUCAUUUUUUUUUUAUUUAUAUUGAUUACUUUAAGGGUUCCACUAUAAUUCCUAAGUCAGUAUUUUUUUAAGAAUUUAUCAGCUAUUUUCAAAGUGUCUUUUUUUUACCCUACAUUCUGUUUCCUGGAUAACUUUCCUCUUCUUGGGAACUCAUUUUUCCGCCCCACUCUCCAGGUGUGUAGGGAUUUGAAUGCAAAGCAGUUCUCCUGUGGAUAUUUGGAGAUUCAAGCAGCGUCUUUCAUUCGCUGUCCUUCCAUUGUCACAUAUUUACCGCGGAGCGCUGUCAUGCAACCGUCAUCCCAAAAUAGGAUCCAGGGCGACUCCCCAGCCACCAGAAACAAAUGAAGGACUUGGACGGCGGCCACCCGCUUCAGGGAAAUGACAGAAGUCCGUUUAUUUCACGUCGACAAGCAUAGCAAUGAAGGUUUGUACAUCAUACUAAGAAUUUAUGUUGUCUUUUUGACACAUUAAGCUUCUUAUUACUGUUCUGUGCUUUUCUCCUAUUGUCAUUUUGGCACCGCUUAGAUUAUGUUUGCUGCAUUUUCCAAAACUAAAACUCUUUUCUGUUUCGUCUUUGUGUCCAAAGCAGCAAGAUUUUUUUUUUUUUUUUAUGCGACACCUUUUUGGAUUUUAUUUUAUUUUUUUAAAACAGAUUUUCCAUCUGGUUUCAUCUGGUUUUGCCAGCAGAUCCUAAGCAUGGCUAAAGCAGUUCCAGGCUAAAGGCUCCUAUAUCCAAUCAGAAAAAACUCUUGUACUUUCUGACAAAGAAAGCCAGAGUGUUCCUCACUUUGCAUAUUUUAAUAAUCUCAGGAUAGCCAGUCCACACAUAUACAUCACACAGGUUUUUUUCUUUUAAAUCCACUUUAAAAGAGUCUUCAGAAAUCCUUUUGUUCAUUGUAGAACCUCUCAAAAUUUGGCUAGUCUUGUAUUUUGACUUGUAAUUUUUGUUUUAAUAUCAACCCCUUUGCAAAGAAAAACUGCUUCUAUAAAAUCAGCUCACUUUGAGUGAAAAAACCCCCAAACAUUUAAUCCAAUUAGUAAUUUACUGUUCCACCAACCAAAGUCACUCUCAUUCCUCCCAGUAAUUGACAGAAUAAAUAGCUACUUAACAAUAAUGACUCAACUCAUUAAUUAAAGAAUGUAAAUGUAAAGUGAAUUAGAAACAUGGAAAAAGUAGUGUAAAUAUAAUGCAGUGUGGUUACACUGAACAGCGAACUGCAACAUUUACCAAAAUAUAUGUUAAAACAUUAAAAUCACGUGAUUUUAUGUCUUGCUCUUUUCUGACCACUUCGAUUGAGCUGCAAACAAAAGAAAAUGGGAUUAAUUUCAGUUUACUUGUAUCACGACAGCUCAAAGCAAAAGUUAUGUCAAGGCACUUUACAAGAAAAAAAAAUGCAUCAACUGAUUUUAAAAUGUGCAAAAACACACAAUAAAUAAACACACUCCAAAACAACCCAAUCGUAACAUUUUCUUUUGGUUUUGGUUACAUUUUAGCCUAGAGCUGCUUUAUUCAUGCUGUGGAUUUCGUCCAAUCUGGACAAUUAUCGCCACCUGGUGGCACAGCAUAGCUACUGCAGUGACUUUGACUGGAAUCUCACAUGGUAUUGUUUCAAAAGGAGAUUUUGUUUUGGUUAUUUUGUACCGCCUUUCUAUUUUUAUGUCUUAUAGACGAUCACCAUUUCUUAUUUCAUGACAAUUUUCCUAAUUUGUCUCAUCUCAGGUGGUCUAAGGGGGACACAUCUGAUGGAUUUAUUUAGAUUACAGCCAUCACUUUGCUUACGAUUGUGCCAUUUAAGCUUUAUCGGGGCGUUUUGCUGACUAUGGAUGUUUUCGUGAAGCAGCUACACUUUAUCAGAGCCGGGAGUUAAAAUAAGCACGCAUGUUUCAAUGAUGGUUUAAUAAAAGCUAGACGUGAGAAGAUACACUGAUGCUUAUUAAGACACACAAAAAAUACUCUAUAAAAGGUUCAAUCCCACAACAAAGACUUGCUGAACUAUUUUCAAACUCAGGCAGUUGCUUGUUGAGAUUGUUCACCCUGGAUUUGAAGCAGAUUAAAGUACUCUAUUAAAGAAAUGCAGCGUUUCUUUAAUAAAUCAGAUCAGACUGGGUCAGUUUGAGUGCAAUUGGAUUUUUUUUUAUUUUUUUAAAAGAACAAAAAAAAUAUUUACAAGAUCCUUCCUGCACCCGGACGAUGCUUCUUUCGUUUCCUAUCCCUUUGUACGUUUUAGCCGAGGUCUGACUUAGCCGUGACUGUUAGCAUUUGUUUGCUUAGUAACAAACUUAAUGAAAAGUAGAGGCUUGUAAACAGAAACAGCUCCUUUUUUUAUAUAUAUACUUCCUCUCCCAGUAGACUGGGAGGGGCAACACUGUCUAAUGAUGUGCGUAGGGAUUUAGUGUGGAUGAUUGCACAAAUGUACAAGUAUGCGUGGCAGGCAGAAGAAGAAGGAAAAAAAGAGUCUUAUUUGUGCAUGUGUAUUGGCAUGUUUUAGAUGCCGUCGUAGAGAUGUCACUAAUCAGCAUUUAUCUCUUUGUACACAUUAAAGCACUGAACUGAGA